GAAUGAGCUGAUUGGGGAUGGGGAAUGACACGGACAUCUACAUAGUGGAGGAGCUGAUGAAGAAGAGGCAGCGCAAGGGGAAGACAGAGUAUCUGGUCAAGUGGGUGGGAUGGAGCGACUCACACAACAGUUGGGAGCCAAAGGCAAACAUCCUAGACAAAAACCUCAUCGCAGACUUCGAAGCAGAAUGGCAAAGCAAAAACAAAAGCUCUGCUUCCAAAGAAAAUCCCUCCUCCUCAGUUGAGAAAUAUCAUCAUCACAAAGUCAACAACUUGCAAAUAUCAACACAAGAAAGCUCAAUAACUACUGGUGCUAACAGUACACCCUCGAGAACAAACACAAGUUCUUCCAUCUCUUCCUCGGCUUCAGAAACCGAUUUGAGUUCAACGAACUAUCGCAAACGAAAGUUCCAAAUCGAAGAAACGCCCCCUGAAAAAGGCGUGAAACUGUCCUCAUCAAGUAACUUUACAUUCCCAAAUUCUAAUUCAAUCUCACCCGACCAGUUUCCUAACGAAGUAGAUGCUAUUGAAAUAGGGCAAAAAGAUGCGUCGAAAAGAUCCUCUCGGAAAAUUCCAGGAGCAGCGAAGAGGUCCAGAGUCUACCCGAGUAGUUUGAACCAGAAGAGCGUGAGUGUUACAGAAGUGACGGCCCAGAACUUAACAGUCAUAAUAGCCGAAAGUCCCACUCCAGAAGGCUUUUUCGAAAACUAUCCACAAACAAACUGAACUUUGUCAUUUAUUGUUUGUUAGUAGGAGAAACCUAAUUAUGAUUAGAAGUUAUGCAAACGAAAGCAAAUGCUCCCAUCAUAGUCUGAGAUGAAUGACGAUUUAUUGAGCAUGGAAUCGAUUCAGUCAUUCUAAUGUGAAAUGCCGUCAUCUUAAGUUCGACCAGAAUUAGAGAUUUUCGUUCGUCAAUUUUAUUUAUCGAAAUUUCUUUGUGAAGUAGUAGUUAUUCGUUAUAGUUAUCUAUUGUGGGUUAGAGCAAUAGUCUAUGUUCCCCGAAUGAAGUGGAACAAAUUGAUUCGUAUUCUAUUUUAAUGUCUUCUCGAUUUAAUUGAUGACUUCCCUGUGUUCACAGCACAAAAAAUGUUCGUGAUAAUGCUUCAAUUUAUACCAAAGGCGGAUCUAGGGUUUUUUUCCUGUAUUUCAAACAUGACUGGUGCCCUGCGGUGCGAUUCCUGUUUUAGUAUGCUUUCGGAGACGAAAAAAGAAUCAAAAUAUGGUAACCUAUCAUAACUAGACAACAAUUCAUCUCAAAUUGUCGCUGCAGUUACAACUAGGGUUGUUAAAAUUCUGUUUUCAUUAAUAAAAAACUUUUAAAACGUUUUAAAACACUGUUUACAAUCUAAACUCGAGAAAAAAACUCAAGUUUCAGAAAACUUUAUUACUCGGAUAAACUCAGUGUUUCUCAUUGAGAACACAUAAGCAAAAAGCCAAUUUGGAAACUUUCUGUGGUCCAAGUCGAUUUCCUAAAACACUCGAACGCAAAUCACUCGAACGUUUUAUGAUUCUGUUAUUGUUGACAUUCAAUCAACAACAUAUCACUGUUUUGCGGGAAAAUUCCAUUAACUUCGGCGCUUGCAUUUUGUGAAAAAGUGGAACAAAAAACAAUAAUAAAAAACAGCAAUAAAAAA
Molecule: messenger RNA, 1633 nt
Organism: Symsagittifera roscoffensis
Lineage: Eukaryota; Metazoa; Xenacoelomorpha; Acoela; Convolutidae
Product: chromobox protein homolog 7-like
Exons: 1
Coding region: 18-725 (235 amino acids)
Biological process (GO): negative regulation of transcription by RNA polymerase II
Cellular component (GO): PRC1 complex; chromatin
Molecular function (GO): chromatin binding
Source: RefSeq, a predicted model, not a curated record